GAUCUUAUCAAUUUUUAAAAAAGAUUAACUCACCAUGCAGUACAUUAAUGAUAUAAUGAGAAUAGUGAGGAUAUCCUACUCUUUCAAUAAGCUUGGCAAAGUGUGUGUGGGAAGAGGGGAGAGGAGGAGAGAGAGGAAAAGAGAAGGGAGGAAUAGAGAGAGGUGAAGAGAGAGUCAGUCAGAGUGGAGAGAAUGGAAUCAAGGGGACAGAUAGAUUUGCUUUGGCAAGAGGAGAGUCUUCUUUUGAAACUGGGCAGAAGGAAAGGAAGAGAAUUUGAGUGAAGACACAGAAGUAUUGAAGUAUGGAUGCAAGAAAUUUGAAGGAGUGCAGAACAGUUGGUGCCUCCGUCAAAUUGAAGGGGUCUUGGAAAUUCACAGAGAGAAUAUGAAAAGCAAGUUGUGCUCUAUAGUAUCAGAAAUCAGUUACGAUACAGAAGUAACUUAGUUAAGCAUAUCAAGAAGGAUGAACGCAAAUACUAUGAGGAAUUGUUAAAAUACAGUCGAGAACAUCUCAUGUUGUACCCCUACCAUUUAUCAGAUAUUAUGGUAAAGGGCUUGAGGAUAACACCAUUUUCUUAUUAUACUGGAAUUAUGGAGGACAUAAUGAACAGUGAAAAAAGCUAUGAUUCAUUGCCCAAUUUUACUGCUGCUGACUGUCUAAGGCUUCUUGGCAUAGGAAGAAAUCAAUAUAUUGACCUUAUGAAUCAGUGUAGGUCAUCAAAAAAAUUUUUCAGAAGGAAAACUGCUCGUGAUCUUCUGCCUGUGAAGCCUGUGGAAAUUACUAUAGAGGCAUGGUGGGUGGUUCAGGCUGGUUACAUCACAGAAGAUGAUAUAAAGAUAUGCACUUUGUCUGAGAAAUGUGCUAUUGAUAAGAUCAUCGAUUCAGGUCCUCAGCUGUCUGGAUCUCUAGACUACAAUGUAGUACAUAGUUUAUAUAACAAAGGAUUUAUUUAUCUUGAUGUGCCCAUAUCUGACGACAGUUGUAUUGCAGUACCACCGCUUGAAGGUUUUGUAAUGAACCGGGUCCAAGGUGAUUAUUUUGAAACUCUACUCUACAAGAUAUUUGUUUCAAUAGAUGAGCACACUAAUGUUGCAGAGCUUGCAAAUGUACUUGAGAUAGACUUAUCACUAGUGAAGAAUGCAGUUUCCAUGUACUGUCGAUUAGGUUUUGCCCAUAAGAAAGGACAAGUAAUUAAUUUGGAUCAACUUCAUUCAUCAUGGCGGAAUGUUCCUUCUGUGAACCGAUUAAAGAGUACUUUAGAUCCACAAAAGAUACUCCUUUCCUGGGAUGGUGGAGAAAGUAGGAGUCCUGUUCAAGAAGCUUCUUCAGCAACUGAUACAGACACAAAUAGUCAAGAAGAUCCAGCUGACACAGCCAGCAUAAGCAGCUUGAGUCUGUCUACAGGAUACACAAAGCGUAUUGCCUUCCUAUUUGAUUCUACUCUCACUGCCUUUUUAAUGAUGGGAAAUCUUUCACCAAACCUGAAAAGUCAUGCAGUCACUAUGUUUGAAGUUGGGAAACUAUCAGAUGAAUCUCUGGACAGCUUUCUUAUCGAGCUUGAAAAGGUUCAGAGUACUGGUGAAGGAGAAGCACAACGAUAUUUUGAUCAUGCACUUACUCUGAGAAACACAAUACUGUUCUUACGUCACAAUAAAGAUCUAGUUGCACAAACAGCACAGCCAGAACAACCUAAUUAUGGUUUUCCUUUGGAUCUUUUACGAUGUGAAAGUCUCCUUGGUUUGGAUCCUGCAACCUGUAGUAGAGUCUUAAACAAAAAUUAUUCUCUACUUGUUUCCAUGGCUCCCCUCACCAAUGAAAUCCGACCCAUCAGCAGCUGUACUCCCCAGCAUAUUGGACCAGCGAUACCAGAAGUCAGUUCAGUCUGGUUUAAAUUAUACAUUUACCAUAUUACUGGGCAAGGACCACCAUCUCUCUUGCUUUCCAAAGGGACGAGGCUGCGAAAACUUCCAGAUAUAUUUCAGGGUUAUGAUCGCUUAUUAAUAACUUCUUGGGGUCAUGAUCCUGGAGUAGUUCCUACUUCGAAUGUGCUUACAAUGUUGAAUGAUGCUUUAACACAUUCUGCAGUUUUAAUUCAGGGACAUGGCAUGCAUGGAAUGGGUGAAAUGAUGCAUAUACCUUUCCCAUUUGAUGAAUUGGAACUGCAAGGAGAGUUGACUCGAGCCAAUCUGGGUGUUCAUAAAGCACUGCAGACGUUACGGGAGAAAGUGGACUUAGAGCACCUCUGUGGCUAUGUCACCAUGUUGAAUGCCUCCAGCCGUCAUGCUGCCAGUAGAAAACUCAGUGAUGCAUCUGAUGAAAAAGGUGAACCUGAUUUGGCUUCAGGAUCCGAUGUAAAUGGAAGCACAGAAUCAUUUGAAAUGGUCAUUGAGGAGACUGUAGAUUCAACAACAAAGCAAAAUGUUGAUGUAGCUACAACAGAAGUUGAAUGGGUUCCUCUUGAACUGUGCUUUGGAAUUCCACUAUUUAGUUCUGAGUUGAAUCGUAAAGUCUGUAGGAAAAUUGCUACACAUGGCCUUUGUAGGAAAGAAAGCCUUCAAAAACUUUUACAUUCCAGUAGAAAACUCUCCCUCCAUGUCCUUAAUUUUGUUCAUUCAUUCCAGGAAGGAAUUUCAACCCUGGACUUACACACUGAGGCCAAUUUUUCAAGUAUGUUUUCACAGCCUCCUUGUGCUGAACUGGGUGUUCCACUUCCUGCGAAGAAUUUAAUAUUUAAAGAUGGCAUCUUAUCUGAGUGGAAUGGACGAUCACCUUCCUCAGUACUUAUUGCAAAUGUCAAUUUGCAAUAGUUCAUUCACAUACCAUUUGUUGUUCACACUUACUGCCUUUUUUCUUUCUUAACAGUUAAUUUCUGGUGCCAACCACUAAGAAGUGUACUGCUGCUGCAGAAUAACAUAUGCUAAAGUGGUAUUAAAAGUGUGUUGUGUUGCAGUUUGGGGGAAAAUAUUUGCACUGUCUGGAGUCUUACUCACUAUUGCAUAUCCUGCUGCAACAGAGAGCUUUUUAGCAGUCAGCACUGUAUUUUUACCUAGAUACAAUCUGCAUUUCUUUUAUAAACCUAAGGGUACCCUUUAUAGGCUUUAUGAUGAUUGUUAAAUUUAUAAGCUGUCACCACAGAUAUUGCAAUGGUAAUUUUAUAUGUUAGUUACUCAAACAUGAAUCCUGUUUAAUUUUAUAUUUUAUUACCUAUACUUUUUUGGGGUAAUGGAAAGAGAUUUACUUCACUGAAGAGGCUUCCUGGUACUUAAAGUAGUAAAAAUGCAAAAAACCCAGUAAAAUCCAGUGUUGUAUGAUGAUGUGAUGGGGUCAUUAUAAAUUGUAGCCAUUGUGUAUAAAUUCUGUGUAUCAGUUGGACAGUGUUGAAAGUAUGUAAAUCAGUAUAGUUAAAAAUAAUUUGACCUUGCUUUAUGAGGUCUUAACUCCUGGAACAUCAAGAUUCAUUGAUGCCUCAUGAGAAACUUUGGAAAAACUUCCUAUGUUCACUGUGGUUUUAGAUAUGUAAGCUUCAUUAUCUCUCACAUAGACUUGAUUAUCAAAUGUUUCCAUAACAAGAGACCUUGUUUGGUUGCUACUACUGGUGCCCAUUUUCGGUUUGUUUAAGUAGCACUUCAUUUAUAACCACAAGACUGAUUUAUAUGGAAACAGAUUUCAUCUUUACAAACCAAAGAUUGGGAGCUUCAGUUCAAAUUAACAUCAGGGAACAGUAAGAGUUGACUUAGUUAAGAAAAAAAGUAUGAUGAAUCAUUCAGUUGAAUUAACUGUUGGAUCCUCAAUUCCUGUAAAUGGGCCUGGGGGACAAAGAUAGAGAAAUAAUGGAGUAUUGUUUCAGAAUUUCUCUUGAGUUAUAUUCUUUUAGUAUAACAAAUAUUAACUCAAUUAAUUGGAAUACUUCAGUAAUUCACUUUUACAUUUAUCAAGUUACCUUCCUUAGGCAGUUUGUGCGGUGUUAUUGUUUAGUUUAGACUAAUCUGUAGGAUGAUUGCUUUGCCAGUUUAACAGAAAUCCUGGUAAAACAGCAUAUAUGGAAAAACAUUUAAAUUUGAGGGACGGUUGUAACAUAAAGAUUUCUGCUGAUACUUUUUUUUCCUUGUUCUAUAAAGAACAGUUAUUUGUGUGUUUAAUCUGGUAACAUAUGUCUUUCCUAAAACUGUAAUCAUAACCAUGUACAGCGUGCUCACAGUAUUAUUUUACAGUUUGGACCAAGAACCUGUAGCAUAGUGAGUGCUGGAAAAUAUUCAUGGUAAAUAUGACAAUAUUUUGUUUUCUGCUGUAGUAGGAACCAAGUGUGUGUUAAAUAUGUUUAAAAGAUGAAAAGUAAUGCAUACUAAUAGUAAAAUGAUUUGUUAAACUGUGAAUCACACACUAAUUUCUCACAUAACUGUUCAUGUACAUUCCUCUUCCUGUAAAUGUAUAACUUGCAGUUUUUCAACUGAAAGUCCAAGUACUUAAUUUGAUCAGUGCUGCUUUUUAUUCUAACGUUUUCUUAUCUGGUUUGUUUUUACUAACUGUAGGUAGUUAUUUAUUCUGCAGAUACUAAUACUUUGGGCCUACUGUGAUGUGUGCACUAAUAAAGGAUUGAAUAUUUGUUUUUGUUGGCAGUAAAUCCAGUUUUUCAUAAAUUUGUAACAAAAUAUGGGAAUGAUUUUCUGCCUUAUUUCCUUUCAGAGAAAAUGGAGGGGAAGAUGGAAUAAGAUAGUGAUCAUGCAUUUUAGGAAAAAUGAUUGAAAAAGCUUGUGUUCAACUCUGGUUUUUGGUCUCUGCCCUUGAUAAGGAAAAAGGAAUCCUUUGAUGUACAGCUUGGUAGAGCUUAGUAGAGCUUCCACAUGGUAAAGGGAUGGGUGUAAGCCUAUUCAGUGUUGUAAACAAAAAAUGUAAAAUGCUGCUGUUUUCAGAUUGUGUUUUACAAACUUAGCUUUAUUUCAUUACAAUUGUAUAUAUGCUCAUAAAAGAAAUAUUAUCUCAUGUAAAGUUACAUCUCUUCAUGUAAAACUGGUAAUUAAAAAAUAGACUGUUACCUAAUUAUUAGGUGACUACCAAAGAGAAGGAUCAUUAAAGAUUUUUGACUCAGUUUUGUUGCUGUUUGAUAUGAUUCCAUUUGGCUUUGUUACUUUUUAUUGUCUUAAAGUGUGACUUAAACAGAGGCAAGACUUCUUUGAAGAUUAAAAGAGAGGGAGAAAGAAAGAACCUAUAAAAAUGGCACAUAGCUAUUAUAGUAAGUAGAGCCAUUAAAGUAUGUGGUAGUCCCUUUGUCCUCAUUAAAUGUGUUCAGAUAAUUUUAUGUUUGUUUUUCUUGGGGGAUAGUGCAGCCAGCCACCUCGGUACUUUUAGCUGAAAUUCUUUUAAGCAUUUAGAAUUGAUUUUUACCAUUUUUCCUGCUGGUUUAUUCCCUGAGAGCUUCAGUUCUCUUUUUCCCCCUUGUUCAGUCUUUCAAACACAAUUUGUAUUUAAAAGGUUUUAAAGUACCAAAAUUGUAACUGAGAACAAUGGAUCGCUUCCUGGUAUGAUAUUGUUAAUAGUAUACAAUGAAAUGUAUAAAACCCUGUGUUCAAUUUGAUGAUUGACACAUGUAACAUAAAUGUUUACAAUAAACUAUUACUGAUCAA
This is a messenger RNA of Vombatus ursinus (common wombat), 5622 nucleotides long. RefSeq names its product family with sequence similarity 91 member A1 (gene FAM91A1). NCBI's taxonomy places the organism in Eukaryota, Metazoa, Chordata, Mammalia, Diprotodontia, Vombatidae. The coding region runs from base 514 to 2808 and encodes 764 amino acids. Gene Ontology annotation, cellular component: cytoplasmic vesicle; trans-Golgi network. Gene Ontology annotation, biological process: intracellular protein transport. The record is from RefSeq and is a predicted model, not a curated record. The transcript has 24 exons.